Molecule: messenger RNA, 1779 nt
Organism: Brienomyrus brachyistius
Lineage: Eukaryota; Metazoa; Chordata; Actinopteri; Osteoglossiformes; Mormyridae
Product: histone deacetylase complex subunit SAP30L-like
Exons: 5
Coding region: 141-677 (178 amino acids)
Biological process (GO): regulation of DNA-templated transcription
Cellular component (GO): histone deacetylase complex
Molecular function (GO): transcription coregulator activity; protein binding
Source: RefSeq, a predicted model, not a curated record
CGGUACAGAAAAGGGACAUUUUUCAUUGCACGGCUCGGGGAGAGUAGACUAAGAGAACUGAGAAGAAACUAUUUGCGUUUGUGUUGUAUUAGAUACAUAGUUACUACGCACUCUUGACAGGCAAGCGUGUAGGCUGCGGCAUGAACGGCUUUAGCACUGAGGAGGACAGCCACGACGGCCCCCCGGCACCGCUGUUUCACGGCCAGAGCUGCUGCCUAAUCGAUGACGGGGAGCGCUGCAGGCAGCCGGCCGGGAAUGCCUCCUUCAGCAAGCGGAUCCAGAAGAGCAUCUCGCAGAAAAAGCUGAAGCUUGACAUCGACAAGAGCGUCCGACACUUGUACAUCUGUGACUUCCACAAGAAUUUCAUCCAGAGUGUUCGCAACAAACGGAAGAGAAAGACCAGUGAUGAUGGCGGGGACUCUCCAGACCAAGAUGUAGAAGUUCCAGAGGUUGACUUGUUCCAGCUUCAGGUGAACACUCUGAGACGCUAUAAACGGCAUUACAAGCUGCAGACCAGACCGGGAUUAAACAAAGCACAAUUGGCAGAGACUGUAAGUCGCCACUUCCGGAAUAUUCCUGUGAACGAGAAGGAAACUCUGACUUAUUUCAUUUAUAUGGUGAAGAGCAACAAAAGCCGACUUGACCAGAAAUCAGAAGGCAGUAAACAGCUGGAAUAGGGUUGCGUGGGAUACAUCUCUUAAAAAUGGACUUAAGCAUGAAGAGAUAUUUUGUCAGGUAAACUCAGCUUGAUUUUACGUAACAUAAGAGAAUAUUCUUUAACAGAAAUAAGAAAGCUGAUAGAAGAGGGAAAUGGUCGUAUAUUUGACACCCAUCAACUCUUGAGUAUAUACUUCACAAUGUAUGUUGUGUCAAAAGUAUAUAGGUAUGAAGUUUAUAUAUAAAGUGAUAGUAUUGUGGACAAAGAAAAUAUUAUUUGAUGUCUUGUGACUUACAAAAUGUUGAUGGUGAAGGAUAUAUAUUACAUAUGGUAAGACUGUAUCCUUUAAUGUGGAUUUCAGCAUCUUCCAAAACUUUAUUUUUAUUUGACCGUCCCUUUUCUUAUCAGUUGCUAACCCUCUCUUUUACUGAAUGUAUCUUAGCAAGUUCAUGUUAUUAUGGAGAAACAUAAAAACAUUGUAUGUUUUUUUUUUUUAUGCAUUAAAAGCAUUAUCUGUACUAGGUGUUGGCAGAUCCAGUCAAGGUCUCCCAAGUUUCAAAAUAACCUUCAGUUUACAUUGCUAGUCUAAAAUCUAGACUGGGUGGCCCCUUUAAAAGGUGCCCAGCUAUUGGGCCUGCCCUGCUUUAUGAAGUAGGUCCAUCCCUAGCCAUGAUAUGCCUGAUUCAUUUGGUUUUCUUUUUAAAUUUUGUUUAAUGUAUUAAUUGUAGUACAUGUGGUAAUACAUGUGGCACUUGUUUUCGUUUGACCUAAUGUUAAAUUGGGAUCUUGUACUAAUACCUAAGUUGUCGUAUGUCUUAUUAAAAAUUCCAGAUGUGAAUAUGGUUAAUACUCAGAACUGUCCCAAAGAAUUUGAAAGAAGCAGAUUCAGGAGGGAUGUUUCUGACCCCUUUUGUCACGAUGUGUUUAAUUCUUCCCCCAUUCCAGUGCAGUUGGAUAACUUAUUAUGUUUAGCUAAAUAUCCAUUUGAGCUGUGAUAGGGAAAUGUAGGAUAUUGUAAAGUUUGCUGCAUGUGCUGUCUUUCACGUAAACUGCUGUUUUAGAUGAGAUGGGUUAUCUGUAUUUGUAUAAAUUUUGCUUUAAAUAAAUACCCUCAGUGGUGA